This is a messenger RNA of Mercenaria mercenaria, 1773 nucleotides long. RefSeq lists its product as uncharacterized. Gene Ontology annotation, molecular function: zinc ion binding. The transcript has a single exon. NCBI's taxonomy places the organism in Eukaryota, Metazoa, Mollusca, Bivalvia, Venerida, Veneridae. Bases 1 to 1773 code for a protein of 590 amino acids. The record is from RefSeq and is a predicted model, not a curated record.
AUGGCGACAGCCGAAGUAGACGGAGCUAGAUCGUCAGAAAGGUCCAUCAGUUUGGAGAACAAAGAGGAAAAGUUUGAUAAUACUGAAAAUGUUGGUACAGAUGUGGACCACCACUGUCAACCUUGUUUUACUGAAGAUAUGACAGUCAAAUCAUCUAAGUUUUGUGUAGACUGCAAUGAAUUCCUCUGCAAAGACUGCGUUAGAGCUCACAGAAAAUUAAACUGUACCAGGCACCAUCAAAUUGUGGACAAAAGAGAUGACAUAAGCAGCCGUCCUGUAAUGACGAGUGCAGGUGUAUGCUGCUUUUAUCACUCUGAUAAGCAAUUAGAUCAGUUUUGUGAACAGCAUGAUGAAUGUUGUUGCGUUUCAUGUUUGAAUACCAGGCAUAGGGCAUGUAAGGCUAAAUCCACUAUAUACGAGGUAUCAUCAAAACUUUCAGAGGAAGAAAUUAAUGACGUUGAAGAGAAAAUACAAAAGGUCAUAGUAAAGUUGAAUGAAGUCAAAGCAACUCGCUCUAAAGACGUGGAUUUGCUGGUUACUCAGAGGCAACACACCCUGAAUUCCCUCGGAUCAAUAAAACUUGAUUUGCAGAAUGUAUUUGAGCAACUUUACCAAAAACAUACAGAAACUGUUGAAAGGAAAUGUGUGAAACUUCGAGGAAAAUUAGAAAAUGACAUUCAAACGUGCGUUGAAAUGGAAGACAGUUUAAAGAAAUCUGAACUGGCAUUGAAAUGUGAAGAUAAAAUGAAGCAAUUUGUAACUAUGAAACAACUCUUAAAACAACUUGUCAUUGUCGAAACUACAGCGAAUGCAAUGAUAAAUGAAGUUCCGGAAAAGAGUUUGGAGUUGAAGAGAACACCGCUUUGUUCAAGAGUACUGAAUCAACCAGAACUUCUAAUCGAUUUCUCCGAGGAUGUACGUUUAUACAAAACAAUUGGCGAAGCAGACACGGUAUGCCGACGGGUAUUAAGUUUAGAAGUUUACGAAUACGAAAAGACACGUUACACAUGCAUAUAUCGGGGACCGUCAGAGUUGGUAUUUUCUGAUAACUCAUCAAUUUCCAUACAUGACACAAUGAGAAAUCAAACUAAGCAAAUGAGCUUCCCUGUAAAGAUUUCUGCUAUAGCUGUGGAGAAAGAUAAAAUUUUCAUCGCUCUGCAAGAUCAAGGUUUGGUCGUCACUCCUGGGGAAAAUGACAAAAUGAUAACUGUUCUUACAACUGUCGAGCCAUGUGUUGGUAUCAUUAAAUCAUCCAACAUGUUUUAUGUCACAGUUGUGAGCAAUCAUGCAGGCCAGCUGCGGGAAUAUACUCUUAAUGGAAGCCUAAAUAAUGUUUUGAAAACAAACGAUAAGGGAAAAAACAUAUUUACCGGCUGUAUCGGAGAAGUUAAAAUAUCUAAGCAAGAAAUGAAGUUGUAUGUAGUAGAUAGGAACGCUGGUGUCGUCAUUGCAUCUGCAGCUACAUUCAAGAUACUUAAGAUCAUUUCAAAUCUCAACAGUCCAAAGGGAAUUUCUCUAGUGGAUGAUAUGUCUCUCUUUGUUCUGUUUGAAACUGGAGAAGUCAGACAAACUAUAGAUGAGGGAGAAACGUGGAAUAUUGUAUUUAAGAAAGAGCCAGAGCCAGAGCCAAAAGGGAGAAUGAGAGGUAGUACGCGUGAGAAAACAAUAUAUCAUUCUAUCUGUUGGGAUGGAUACUCCUCAAUGUACGUAUCAUGCAUAUCUGGAAAGUGCCUGAAAGUCAUGCAAUAUCGCCUGGAAUUCAGCCAUAUGUAA